UCGGGAUGCAAUCGAUAUAUUUCACCAAGUCUUGAAUUUGUACUAGUAUUUCCAACCCAUCGAUUUUAACACUAGGUGGAGGUUAUUUGAUAAAACUCGACGAUUUCGUGUACUCGUUCACUUUUACUCGACGCGCUUCCGCUUCUUGUCCAUGUCUCGUAUGGCUUUGGCCACAGAGUUGUACAGGUACUCGUCCGCUUUCUCCCCGCGCAGCUGGCCGACAUCUGGUCCGGCGAGGUUGCCGGUGGGAUUGUAGUUGAGCAGCAUGUCGAACGCGUUAUCGAAUACCGUGUCCAGCGUCUGCACGUCCAUGUGCUCGCCGAGCAGGUCCUCGGAUGCGACGAAGCCUUCCGACACGGCCAUCUGCACGAGGCGCUCCACGACCAGCCGCGCGUUGCCGAGGCGCGAGCCGGCGUCCUUCUUGCUGCUGCUGCCGUUAAAGUCCCAGUACGUGACCUGGCUCAGCGGACACACGUGGUUGUCGCGGUCGCCGUGGAACCACAGCCGCCAUACGUCUCGGCAGUUCAUCUUACGCGGCAUGUCCCAUCCCGCGGGGAGUUUGGGGGGCGCGUGGCGGGCGCGGCUGCCCUCGGUGAUGAAGAAGUGCUUGUAUACGUUCUGGAACGAAAACCGCGCGAGACGCUGGACGUUCACCAUGGGCUUCUCGCCAAUGCUGUGGUUCGUGGGGGGGUUGAUCAAAAUGUGAAAUGUGCGGUUGUACACGUCGUCGUACUCGGUGGGACCCAGCUGGCUGAUAUCGUCUUCGCUCUGGACAAACUCGUGGUCGAUUGCAAUCGUCGCCAUCGUGCGCAUGACGCGGCUGGCGCGGGACAGACACGAUUUGUCCUCUCGCUCCUUGAGGUCCUGCGAUGGAAGGAAGCGAAACGGACACACGCCGACGGUUGUGUCGCCGAAAUGCCACAAGUCCCACAUCGUCCGCAGAUUGGCCUUUUUCGGGAACGACCACGUCUCCGGCACGCGGCGAUGGGUCGUCCCGUCUGCCCAUUCAAAUAGUCGCGGCGGGAUACACGGAGGCGGGGCUCGUGCCUGUGGCGUAUUUUUGGGUAUGGCAGUGGCCGUCGAAGCGACAGGGCUCUUGGCUGGGACGAUAGCUGUGGAUGAUGGCGGCGUCGAAACAAGGUGGUCGCCGUUGACUGCCACGGGAGGGGCAGGUGGAAUGGCAGAAUCGAAAAGAGACACGGUAGGAGCAGACACGAACGUGGACACAGACGAUGGUGCGUCUACCGGUUGUGUACUCGCCAUGGAGGCAAACAUCGUGUCCGUGAACGCUUUCAAGGCUAGUUGGAGCGCGCGAGACAUGUCGGACCCUGGCGCUGGUGGUGCAAGACGGUCAUCGAGCCCAGUCCACAAACGGUGAGGAAGGAUCUCGAUCUGUCUCUCCAACGCAUCCAGGCGGCGAUGUAUCGACCCAAGCACCUGAUGUACAUGGCCGAGGCUCGCCGCGACAUCGUGAGUGGUGGCAGCCA
This is a messenger RNA of Aphanomyces astaci, 1487 nucleotides long. RefSeq lists its product as hypothetical. Lineage: Eukaryota; Oomycota; Saprolegniomycetes; Saprolegniales; Verrucalvaceae. The record is from RefSeq and is a predicted model, not a curated record. Bases 812 to 1378 code for a protein of 188 amino acids. The transcript has a single exon.